Molecule: messenger RNA, 3520 nt
Organism: Pseudopipra pipra
Lineage: Eukaryota; Metazoa; Chordata; Aves; Passeriformes; Pipridae
Gene: KCNAB2
Product: potassium voltage-gated channel subfamily A regulatory beta subunit 2
Exons: 15
Coding region: 1925-3166 (413 amino acids)
Biological process (GO): regulation of potassium ion transmembrane transport; potassium ion transport; transmembrane transport
Cellular component (GO): voltage-gated potassium channel complex; juxtaparanode region of axon; membrane
Molecular function (GO): voltage-gated potassium channel activity; potassium channel regulator activity; transmembrane transporter binding
Source: RefSeq, a predicted model, not a curated record
AAGGUGUGGAGACGGCACAGGGGAUGCUGUGUGGCGGUGGUUUGACACCUCGUCGGGAGAAUGGCUCUCACCUGUGCUCACCUUGGCUUCCCUGUACCUCGCCAAGCCUGGGAGGAGUGAUGCUCUUGGCACGGCGGGUGAUCUGGUGCUGUGUGUGCUACAGAGGUGGCAGCCAGUCAGCGCCGUUAGCACUCACCUGCUUUGUGAUCUUUGAGCUUCUCACCUGACAUUCCCAUUUGCUGUUUGGGUGGUUGCGUCUGCAAACAGCUCUGGGCUUUAGAGAAAGACAGCUGGAGCAAACAGCCACUGAAGGGCUGUCUGCUUCACAGGUGUACAUCUCCAUCUGAUGGGGGUACAUCUCCACCUGAGGGGUGUACAUUUGCGAUCUGAUGAGUGUACAUCUCCAUCUGAGGGGUGUGCGUCUCCACCGGCCGGGUGUGCGUCUCUGCCCGACUGACAGCUGUGCGUCGUGUAGUGGGUGCACCGUGAAUUUUGUGUGUGGGUCCCAGUGCAAGGUGUAUCAGGAUUUCAGCCGGUAUUUGUCUUUCUUCCAGAAUUUGUCCUUAUUUGCCCUUCUCUGGGCAGCUGCAGAGGCAGCCACGGCCCCUUGGAGUGGCGGGGCUGCUCUGUCCAGUGCUCCCCUCCCCACUCUCCCCUGGUAUCACGGGCAGGGUGAUGGGGUGCAGUAACACAGCUCAGGAUUGGCGAGGGGCACCAGGGCUGGGGACAGUGGCUGUUCCCCCUGUGCAGGGGUGCUCCUCGUGCCCCACUGCAGUGAAGCGCCUGGGAGCUGGCAGCUGCCAGCUCCUGCCAUGCCGCACUGUGCCAAGCCGUGCUGCGCCUCAGGUCAGGUUCCCCUCCACUCACAAUGACCGCGGUAACAUUUACACAGUGGCAAGAGCCCAUCAAAUAUUCAUGGGGACAUUAUCUAUUGAUGGGAGCUGCUGGCACAGGCACGCCCAAAGGUGCUCCUCCUUUGGCCAUGUCCGCGCUGCCCUCAAAAAUCUAUGGAGUUUCUCCUCCUCCAGAGGCUGCCGACUGCUGUCGGGUCUCCCCCCGCGCUGGAGCCGGCACCGGCACCAGUGCUGGUAGGAUUACCAGCUAAGGAGCUUUGCGGCAGAGGGAAGCGGAGGAGAUUACAAGAUUUCUCAUUAGGUUGGGGGCGAAUGUGCGUAAUUUCCCACAAGCUCUGUUCCCGCAUCUUGCUCUGUCCUGAGGGGCAAGGUGGGUGCAGGCAGCCGGCACAUGGCCCCGGCUGCAGGACAGUGCUGCAGCACGGUGACUUGUGUCCCUGCUUUGGCAGAAGAUGCUGGGCUGGGGUUCACCUUGCUCAUCUUUGCUUGCACUGGGCAAAAUUUGAGGGAUAUGCUGUUGGGGCCGUGGCCCCAAGGGGGAAAACCAGACCGACUUCGGCAAAGAGCCGGGCUCUGCUGCAGGAGAGCCUUCAGCCUGCCGCCUGCGCCCUUGCCCAGCCGUGGGGUUGGCAGCGUACACGCAGUGCUGCCAGAGGGUUUGGUUUCAGACCUGUGCAAGGGGAUGCUGUGCUGCGGUGCGUGGCCGGAGGGAGGCAAGGAAGAACCCCUUCACUGCGUGGCCUCAGCCCCCAGUGUGCCCCAAAACGGGGCUGGGCCAGCAGCCGCGCCCGCGGGGGGAUGCCCAGCGGGGCACAGCGGGGUCCUGCCCCGCCGAGGCUCCUCGGGGGACCUCGGCAACGGCGCUGCCCUUCCUGCCCCCACCUGCCCGCGUGCCGAUCGCUCGCUUCCUGAGCUCAUCAAAUAUUGAGGGCAGGAGGGCUGACGGGAGCUCCGCGCCCGCCGCCUCGCAGCCCCCCGCCGUCACGUUGGCGGCGCGCGGGAGGAGCUCCCGCCUCGCCCGGGGCGCCGGCUAAAUUUAGGCAGCUGGCGCUGCUGCCCGGCGGAGCAGCAUGCAGGUCUCCUUUGUGUGCUCCGAGCACAGCAUCAAGAGCCGGAGCGCGGAGGACCGGCUGAACCGACAGAAUGCCGGCAGCCCCAGCCUCGGCACCCGCGGCAAGUUCCGCGCGGUGGCCAUGGUGGCCCGCAGCCUGGGGCAGCUCUCGGUGCAGAACGCCCCCUCCUCCAGCGAGUCCAGCGUCAAGCAGCCGGGGAUGAAAUACCGGAACCUCGGGAAGUCUGGGCUGCGCGUGUCCUGCCUGGGCCUGGGGACAUGGGUGACUUUCGGAGGGCAGAUCACAGAUGAGAUGGCGGAGCAGCUGAUGACUUUAGCUUAUGACAACGGCAUUAAUCUCUUUGACACAGCAGAAGUCUACGCUGCUGGCAAGGCCGAAGUGGUGCUGGGGAACAUCAUCAAGAAAAAAGGGUGGAGACGGUCCAGCCUGGUCAUCACCACCAAAAUCUUCUGGGGAGGAAAGGCCGAGACAGAGAGGGGCCUGUCCCGAAAACACAUCAUAGAAGGUCUGAAGGCGUCGCUGGAGCGGCUGCAGCUGGAGUACGUGGACGUCGUGUUCGCCAACCGGCCCGACCCCAACACGCCAAUGGAAGGGGACCCAUUUAGUUCCUCCAAGUCCAGGACUUUCAUCGUAGAAGAGACGGUGCGAGCCAUGACCCACGUCAUCAACCAGGGGAUGGCCAUGUACUGGGGGACCUCGCGCUGGAGCUCCAUGGAGAUCAUGGAGGCGUACUCGGUGGCCCGGCAGUUCAACCUGAUCCCGCCGAUCUGUGAGCAGGCUGAGUACCACAUGUUCCAGCGGGAAAAGGUGGAGGUGCAGCUGCCUGAGCUCUUCCACAAGAUAGGCGUCGGAGCCAUGACCUGGUCCCCACUGGCCUGUGGCAUCGUCUCGGGGAAGUACGACGGGGGGAUCCCCCCCUACUCCCGUGCCUCGCUGAAGGGAUACCAGUGGCUGAAGGACAAGAUCCUGAGUGAGGAGGGCCGGCGGCAGCAGGCGAAGCUGAAGGAGCUGCAGGCCAUUGCCGAGCGCCUGGGCUGCACUUUGCCCCAGCUCGCCAUCGCCUGGUGCCUGCGCAACGAGAGUGUCAGCUCAGUCUUACUGGGGGCCUCCAAUGCCGAUCAGCUGAUGGAGAAUAUUGGAGCAAUACAGGUCCUUCCAAAGCUGUCGUCUUCCAUCGUCCAUGAGAUCGAUAGCAUCCUGGGCAACAAACCCUACAGCAAGAAGGACUACAGAUCCUAAGCGCGCCCGAGCGCGCCGCCCGCCGCGCAGCCCUCGCCGCCCGUUCGCUUGCUUACGCUUUGUUGGAGCAAAGUGGAGAGUGUGGUUUGCACCACGAGCGCCGAGAGCCAGCGCUCCUGCCCGCGCUGCCCCGGACACGGCGCCACGGCCGCUCGGCCUGGCUCUGGGGCACAGGGACGGCCGGUGGGGCGUGCGGGAGACGAGCCCCACUGCCCGGCCGCCCUGCCCGCAGCCGGAGCCGCCGCGGGCCCGUUGCAUGCGCGGCUCCCGCCCCUGCGUUGCCGGAGGUGGCGGGCGCGGGGUGCACGCGGGUGCUGUACGCCCACGAGGCUGACAACACGAAGCUGUUCCCCA